Messenger RNA from Notodromas monacha, 855 nucleotides. The record is from the annotation of a GenBank genome assembly. NCBI's taxonomy places the organism in Eukaryota, Metazoa, Arthropoda, Ostracoda, Podocopida, Cyprididae.
AUGUAUGCAUCUACCAGGGAAACGAAUCAUGCCUCUAGGGCGCUGCGUUGGGUCCCGCCACUUCUGCGCCCGCGAAAAAAUGGGACUACCGUUGUUCACCAGCUGGUGCCAGUCCCGCAGAAGACGAAGCUUCUGUCAACAAUGGGCUGGCCUAAUAGAACCAAGGAAAACGCCCCAAAAGCCACAAUCCCGACUUCGACUUGCGAAGAAAGCGAGGAAGAUAAUGAUAAUGACGUGAAAGAUGUGAAGUGGGACUUAUUGUGUGAAUCAGAUUCCGGAGAUAAAAAUGCCGUGACGGUGUCGGUCCAUCCCACGACCGGCGGUCAGUUCACCAUCCAGGUCACGAUCACUGAUCCCGUUGAUACCUUGAAGAAAGUCGUCUCACACAAGCUCAAAGUUCCGAAGGAACGAAUUUGUCUUCUCUAUCGAGACCGCGAGCUCGUGGUUGGACUUGAAUGUCGAGGCCAGAGAACUCUUGGAGAAGAAGGGGAUUUAUUUUAUUGUCUCGGCGAUCACAUUCGUCGGGAAAUCUGCGACCGCGAGAGCUCUACAAGUGAUUACGAAUACGAGGACGAUGCUUUCAUACUCGUCGGGAUGAAAAGGUGUCACUUGGGUCUUGUCCUAGGAUAUGUCGGACAGCCGUGUACAUUGUAUUACAUCCGUACGGGUAGCAUGGACCAUUGCAAACCGAUGUUUCUGCACCCGUUUGCAGUCGAUGCCGCCCGAAUGGAAGACACGAUUCUUCGGUCCGCGGUCAAUUUCCCUCGAACGAGCCCCAAAAGCCCAAGAAUUCCGCUGCCCGGAAACCGUUAUUCGCCUGACGGCCGUCAACAAUCUCUUCCGGCGUUACCGUGA